Molecule: messenger RNA, 615 nt
Organism: Closterium sp. Naga37s-1
Lineage: Eukaryota; Viridiplantae; Streptophyta; Zygnematophyceae; Desmidiales; Closteriaceae
Source: the annotation of a GenBank genome assembly
AUGGGUGCAGCACACCCCGGGUGCUGCUGCAGCCUGCAUGGCUUGGAUCACAAGCACGCUUUGCGCCCUGCCUCACACACCACACGUUUUGCCAACACAAUCCGUGCUGUGCCGCGCCAAUCCCCCAUCCCCGGCACCUGCAGCUUCGGCGUGGUGCUGCUGGAGAUCCUGACGGGGCUGCCGCCCAUCUUUGAGAGCCUUGACGCCAACGAGUCCACGGAUGGGGAGCGGCAGAUGACGAGCCUGGCCAGAUGGUGUGCGCCGUACGUGCAGACGGGCAACGUGGCCAAGAUAGUGGACCCGCGCCUGGGCGCCGACUACCCGGUGGACAUCGUGAAGGCCAUGGCGGAGGUGGCCAUGGCGUGCGUGCAGCGCCACAGCAAGAACCGCCCCGACACCGGCGAGGUUGUGCGGCGCCUGGGGGACAUUCUCGCACGCCUCACGGGCGACGAGAGCGCCGCCACACUGGGCCACCUGCGGUCGCAGAGCUCGAAUGUGGGCGCCAUUGCCAUUCCGGAGGACGGGGAGAUCGAUCCGAACAUUGCGCUGGUGGGCAACAUGGAGGGGCCGUACGAUGAGAGCACUGCCGCCAUGUCGCAGAUUAUCCCGCGCUGA